AUGGGAAGGAUCUACUUUGCAACGACAAAUCUGAAGAAGCUGAAGGAGAUUAGAAGUCUUUUUGAGGCAGACAUAGUGCACAUGAACAUCCCGAUGGUUGAAAUCCAAGCAUCCCUGGAACGAAUUGUGGACCACAAGCUCAACCAGGUGGUUCCGUGCAUAGGGGAGGGCGAUGCAGUGAUUGUUGACGACACGGCAGUUGCUUUCGAAGGGCUGUAUGGAUUUCCCGGUGUUUACAUCAAGGACUUUCUCAGGAUAGGAUCUCGAAAAAUCUCAGAGAUUGUAGGGAAGAUAGGGAAUAGCAAUGCAACAGCAUUCUGCUGCUUGGGGAUUGCCCACUACAGGGACGGACGUGUGGUCAAGAAGGUGUUUUUCGGGGAACUCGAGGGCUCAAUUGUGGAGUCGAAGGAGGACGGCCUGGAAGGCUUUGAUUACAUCUUUCUUCCCAGCGGGUCCUCGAUGUGUCUUGGAGACAUGCCUGUCGACGAGAAGAAUAGAAUAAGCCACCGAAGGAUUGCAAGCAAAAAGCUGGCAGAUUAUAUGGCGUCCGUUGGGAUAAUUAAGGCCCAUGGCUCGUAA
Encephalitozoon cuniculi GB-M1 is the source of this 579-nucleotide messenger RNA. RefSeq lists its product as uncharacterized. The transcript has a single exon. Gene Ontology annotation, biological process: nucleoside triphosphate catabolic process. Lineage: Eukaryota; Fungi; Microsporidia; Unikaryonidae. The coding region runs from base 1 to 579 and encodes 192 amino acids. Gene Ontology annotation, molecular function: nucleoside triphosphate diphosphatase activity. Gene Ontology annotation, cellular component: cytoplasm. The record is from RefSeq and is marked provisional.